UCCGUUGUCCGAAACGAUCGUUUUGCAAGGACCCCAGUGAGCGAAUAUUUCAGCCAUUGCCUUGACCGUUUUCUCCGCCGUGGUUGAACGCAUCCGAAUGACCUCCGGCCAACUGCUAAAAGCAUCCACUACGACAAGGAAGUAGUCACCUUCCAUUGGACCUGCAAAAUCGAUGUGCAAUCGUUGCCACGGUGCUUCAGGUUUCGGCCAUGGGUGUAAAACUUCUUUAAUAGGCGAUUUUGCGUUUUCAGCACACUGCUUACAUCGCUUGACGAAUGUUGUGAUUUGAUCGUUGAUUCCGGGUCAGAAACACUUCUCGCGAGCUAGUGAUUGCAUGCGUGUUGCACCCGGAUGCCCAAUGUGAAGUUCUUCAAGUAUCUUCUGCUGUUGACUCGUAGGAAUGACAGGUCUUUCGUCGAGAAAGAUGCAACCGUUGAUUAUCCUCAGUCGGUCCCGGUGAAUGAAGAAUUCCGCUGCCUUAUCAUCGGAGAUUUGUCUUUUCCGUUGCGGCCACGCAGCUUCGAUAUAAGUUCUGACUCUUUGGAGGUGUCGGCAUGCUGCAGUUUCCUUCUGAAGGUCCUCGACAUUGAUUGGAACCGACAACGUAACCGAAACCUCUACUUCAGUCUUGUCGACGCCUUCGUCUUCCAUAGCGCAUCGAAUCUCCGCGAUAACGACAUCCUCGACACCCGGUUUGGCGUGAGAGCUGAUGAGUCGAGACACGAAAUCAGCGUAUACAAAAUUGGCGUUUCCGAUGUAUUUGAUGCUGAAGUCAUACCCCAGAAGCGUAAGAGCGUAGCGUCGCAGGCGAUUCGCUGUGUGAACUGGGAUGCCCGUCUUGCGGCCGAAAAUGCUGAUCAACGGCUUAUGGUCCGUCUGGAGCUCGAAGUGUCUUCCGUAGAUAUAUUUAUGAAACUUCUUGACUGCAUAUACCAGAGCAAGCGCUUCCC
Messenger RNA from Photinus pyralis (common eastern firefly), 950 nucleotides. RefSeq lists its product as uncharacterized. Lineage: Eukaryota; Metazoa; Arthropoda; Insecta; Coleoptera; Lampyridae. The record is from RefSeq and is a predicted model, not a curated record.